CCGGCAGAUUCCCCGUCCUCGCCCCCCCUCCCCCGCCUUAAAACGCCCGCCAUUCAUCCGUUUCCCACUGCCCUCCGCCUCCGCGGCUCUCUCCUCCUCUCCCCGACCCCGUCCCCGCCGCCGCCGCCGCACCAAAGGAGCACGGACGGGCAUGGGGAUCGUGGAGGAGGCGCACAACCUGCGCGUGGUGGGCGAGGGCAAGCGCGGGGUCAUCGUGCUGGCGCACGGCUUCGGCACCGACCAGUCCGUCUGGAAGCACCUGGUCCCGCACCUCGUCGCCGACUACCGCGUCGUGCUCUUCGACACCAUGGGCGCCGGGCCCACCAACCCGGACUACUUCGACUUCGCCCGCUACGCCACGCUCGAGGGCUACGCGCUCGACCUCCUCGCCAUCCUCCAGGAGCUCGGCGUCCAGUCCUGCAUCUACGUCGGCCACUCCGUCUCCGCCGUCAUCGGCGCGCUCGCCUCCAUCUCAAGGCCCGACCUCUUCACAAAGCUCGUCCUACUCUCCGCGUCCCCAAGGUACCUCAAUGAUGUGGACUACUAUGGCGGGUUUGAACAAGAUGAGCUUGAUGAGCUGUUUGAGGCGAUGCGAUCAAACUACAAGGCCUGGUGCUCAGGUUUUGCACCCCUGUGUGUUGGAGGAGAUAUGGAAUCAGUGGCAGUUCAGGAGUUUAGCAGGACACUCUUCAAUAUACGCCCAGACAUUGCACUUAGUGUUGCCCAGACGAUCUUCCAGAGCGACGUGCGCAGCCUCCUCCCGCUUGUUAGUGUCCCAUGCCACAUAAUUCAGAGCACCAAGGAUCUUGCGGUGCCAGUUGUGGUGUCUGAGUACCUGCACAAGCACCUCGGUGGCGACUCCAUUGUAGAGGUGAUGCCCUCUGAAGGCCAUCUCCCCCAGCUGAGCUCUCCAGACAUUGUAAUCCCUGUCUUACUCCGGCACAUUCAGCAUGAUAUUGCAGUCUAGGCAGGUUGGCCGAUCAUUCCUCCAAGGCAAUGGGCAUCCGAAGCUGUCUACGGUCUCUUUGUAUCUCACUUAAUUGUUCAACGUAGGAUUCACAUCUAUUUGAUGUUCUAAUAAGGUUUGAAAGGUGUUAUGUAGUGUUGGCGGUGGAAAUUGUAGCAUAUAUGUCUGUGUAGUCCAUUGGCCGUCUAAUGUAGGCUACCAUGUUGGAUGCUCUGACAUCUUAAGUCCUUCAGAAACUCUUCAUGUCAUGUCAUUUGUGUUUUUUUUUCCAUGAACCUGAAUGUACAACCUUGUUGUAUAUGUUGGUGUGGUGAUCAUAAUUUUGGGCUGUAGGAUGUGCUUAUAUGUAGCUCUGGGCUUCUUUGUGAAGGAGAUAGAUUGGGCCAAAUUAGGAAGGAACUCCUUCCAUAUAUCAAAGAGAAAAAAAACAACAUAUGUAAUUGCAAAUUUGUCAA
Messenger RNA from Sorghum bicolor (sorghum), 1422 nucleotides. RefSeq names its product probable esterase D14L. The transcript has 2 exons. Gene Ontology annotation, biological process: response to karrikin. The coding region runs from base 152 to 967 and encodes 271 amino acids. The record is from RefSeq and is a predicted model, not a curated record. NCBI's taxonomy places the organism in Eukaryota, Viridiplantae, Streptophyta, Magnoliopsida, Poales, Poaceae.